AAGUAUAAUACUGUAUAUACAUGCACAUAGGAAUAUUAGUAAAUACCAUGUCUCCCUGUGUGUCUCUCUGUCACACACACACACAUACACACACAUGUAUAUAGACACAAACUCACUCAGAUACACUUGAAAGGCUAAGAUUACUUAAUCACCAUGUAUUCAUUUGACGACGAAGUGAAUAAUACUAACCAAACAGCAUAAUAUCGGAUAUUAUGGGUUCGAGAACACUUAUCUUACUCAUUUGUCUUCCACUUAUAUCAUUUUUUAUUAUAUUGGCAAUUGUAAUAGUCUGUUGCUUACGUUCACGGAAAAGUACCGUAAAACGCGCUACAAUUAAUACAGUACCAAAUCCUGCUUCCAAUCAUGUUCCUAGAACUCAGCCUAUUGGUACAACUGAUUUUGCAACUGCCUACCCCUCACAAACCCCAUAUCCAGUAGGACAACCACAAGGAGGUAUGCCAACAUCUACAGUGGCUACAGACCAACCACCACCUUAUCCAACGUCUACUGAACCACCUCUGGAACCACCACCACCCCCAUCAUAUUAUUCGAAAGUACCGGCCCAAUAGAUAACAAAGUAAAACGUGCUGUAUACAUCCGUCAGACUAUCCAAAUCAAUAACUAAAAAGAAGACAACGAAAAUAAACAAUUACACACCUUAAAAAUUCAAAUAUUUUGAAAAAAUGUGGACAAUAUACCAUUUCAUUUCAUUAACAUCAUCAUUGUCAUUCUACUUUUCAAUGUACAAUUACACAUACUAAUAAUCAUUAUGAUGUAUGUAUGCCUAUUGUAAAUGUUGAUGAGAGGUUGAUUUGUCUACUUCUAUUCUCAUUAAUAAUACAAGUAUGCUAAUAUAACAAAUAAUUGAAGUUUUA
This is a messenger RNA of Heterobilharzia americana, 875 nucleotides long. The record is from the annotation of a GenBank genome assembly. Lineage: Eukaryota; Metazoa; Platyhelminthes; Trematoda; Strigeidida; Schistosomatidae.